Messenger RNA from Teleopsis dalmanni, 1198 nucleotides. RefSeq lists its product as uncharacterized. NCBI's taxonomy places the organism in Eukaryota, Metazoa, Arthropoda, Insecta, Diptera, Diopsidae. The transcript is spliced from 2 exons. Bases 76 to 915 code for a protein of 279 amino acids. The record is from RefSeq and is a predicted model, not a curated record.
ACUUAUUUUAAUAAUAAAUUUUCAGUUUGUCUAAAUCACAUUUGAAAUUCUACAGAAUAAUCCAAAUUUUAUAGCAUGGCUGAAUAUAUGCCGUACACUACAAACUAUUCCUUCUACAGAUACUUUGAUAAUGACUUGGUUGAGCCCAUGAACACAACUUUUCAUUAUAACCACAAAGUCAACAAAAUAGAGCAGAAACCAAAGGCUACGAAGGUUCCCUAUGAAAAUCGUGUACCAACUCUUGCUGACAUGAUGGGAGGAUUUCCAAACAUUGAUGUGAACACAUCGCCUAAUAUGAAUAAUUCGCAGAUUUUUUUUGAUCACAAUGGAAAUUAUAUUACUCCACAUAUGAUGAACGCUCCAACUCCACCAAUGACUGCACAAAACUACUCGCCGAGGUUAGUAACCAAGGAGCAGAAUGUGAAACCAUGUCGUAUAUACAACAGUGCGUCAUACACAAUAGUUGGAAACGGAUGUACUGAUAAUAAGAACAAGAAAAAGCUACCCGUGGUAACGGAUUGCUCAAGCAACCAAACUAAGAAGAAUCAUAGAAAACCUAUUGUGUCUUCUCGAAGUCGUGCUACUACCUACAGACGGAGGUGUUUCAGAAAACAACAGAAAAGCGAACCUAAGACAAGUACUUCGGGUAAAAGUGAGCAAAACAGUACUUUUGUAACUGUGAGCUAUCCUACUCUCAACUUGGGUGGAUCCAUUUGCGCCGGAGAAACAUUAAAGCAUGUUCACAACUUUGUUCAUACGGCGGGCAAUCCUUGGUCAGAGCCAUCACACGCAGGAAGUUCGUCCUUAUCUUGUCCUUAUUGCAAUCGUUGCUAUUGUCUCAACAAUGCUAUCUCGCAUAAUUCGCUUGGUUCUACAUGUUAUAUGCCUGCCAGUAAGCCUGAAUGGAGAUGGUAAAACCUGGAAGUCGUUUAUAGUUGAGAUUGUGCUAAUAUAGAAAAGGCGGCAGACGUCAUAGGAUUUCAUUGUUUUGGCAUACGUUUUAGCCAUGCAUACACAAUUUUUGGCAUACGUUUAAGGAAGAGAAUGAUAGAGUCAAAAACAAAUUCUUUUUCUUAUUGUGUACUAUAUAAUGUAUGAAUCUUAUAUGUUCAAAUUGAUAUAAGAUACAUAUAUUAUAUAUUAUAUGACGAGAUAUAGACAAAUAAACACUUAACGGGUUUGGUAUUUUCUUCCUCAA